Pogona vitticeps (central bearded dragon) is the source of this 2334-nucleotide messenger RNA. RefSeq names its product Myb/SANT DNA binding domain containing 4 with coiled-coils (gene MSANTD4). The record is from RefSeq and is a predicted model, not a curated record. Lineage: Eukaryota; Metazoa; Chordata; Lepidosauria; Squamata; Agamidae.
UCACUUCUUCCAUAUCCCCCAACCCCUUUUAGAGCUGCAGGAUUUGGAGCAUCUUGUCUUCCUUGCAUGCUUCCUUGGGCUCUUACUCCUUCCUUGUACAUAUUUUUGAAUGCUCCCACCCAAACCUAAAUAGAAAGCAAGAAAAUCAGGGCAGAAUUUCUAGGCCAAUUUACAAUUUAAGUCAGGCUUAAUUUGCUAGGGAUUUUUCGAAGGAAGUGUUAGAAGUGUUCCCACCCUCAUUCUAAGUGCUAUAAUGUGCUCUAUUCUACCCUCUAUUCAGUUGAGUUAUAGGGUGGUAAAAUUGUAGAGUUGAUGGGGACCCCAGUGUCAUUAGUUAUAUCUUAUGGCAGUGCAGGAAAUCCCAGCUAAAGCAUUUUUGACAGUUGGCCUUUAAACCUCUGUGCAGAAACAAAACUGAGUCUGGCAUUUUCAAGGAAGAAGUAUAGAGAACACUGGAAAAGAUGAAACAACUGAAAAGGAAAAGGAAAAGCAAUUUUAGUGUGCAGGAAACUCAAACACUACUUAAAGAAAUCCGAAAAAGGAGAGAUGUGCUUUUUUCCAAACAACUGAAUACAACUAUUAAUGAGAUGAAACGGAAGGCUUGGGAGGAAAUAGCAGAGUGUGUGAAUGCUGUAGGUGAAGGAGAACAGAGGACAGGAACAGAAGUCAAAAGACGAUACCUUGAUUGGCGAGCCCUUAUGAAGCGGAAGCGUCUGAAUACCAACAUAAAACUUGUGGGUGCUGGCUUUCACCUUCCAUCGUCUGAUUUGGACGACUCUCUCAAUGAAGAUAUUGAUGAGAAAAUGGGAUUUCCAAAUGAAUCUGGUUUUGAAUGGCAGAAUAUCACAGACUUCAGAGAAGCAGGUGGAUCAUUAACUGAGAUCAAAGUAGAAGAAGAGGAGGAAGAUCCGCAGAAUUUUGAAUUUCCUAUUGAGGAAGAAGAGGAGAUUCUUUCCUCAGUGUUGCCAGACUCCAAAAAGGAAAGUGAUCUUCCUGAUUUCACCCACAUUGAAGAAUUUGGAAACCUAAGCUCUGCUCAGGCUAGGUUGGCCUAUGAAGAUUCCCAUCUACUGAUUAGCCUGGAGAAACAGAAGCUAGAGCUGGAGAAACAGCGACUGGAUAUUGAAGCAGAACGGCUGCAAGUUGAGAAGGAGCGCCUACAGAUUGAAAAAGAACGGUUGCGGCAUGUUGACCUGGAACAUGAGAAGUUGCAGCUGGAAAAGGAACGGUUACAAAUUGAGCGAGAGAAGUUGAGGCUUGAAGCUCUGCACGCUGAAAAACCUGCCGUGGAGAAUGACUCCAGUCAGUCUGAAAAACCUGCCUUACAGCCUUUGGAUCUAGAAACUGAAAAACUAAAAAUUGAAAAAGAGCGUUUGCAGCUUGAGAAGGAAAGGCUGCAGUUCUUGAAGUUUGAAUCAGAGAAGUUGCAAAUUGAAAAAGAGCGUUUGCAAGUGGAAAAGGAGCGCCUUCGAAUUCAGCGGGAGGGGCACUUGCAGUAAACCUGGAGAAACCAUAAUUAACAAUGCUCUGCUUUGUUGGUUGUACUUUUUUUUUUAAACGAAAGGUAGUGUGGUUUCAGUAAAAGUGUUGAAUAGUUUCAUUGUUAAAGCCUUUCCCAAUCCAGAAGAUCGUGCUUUUGAUACUGUGAUUCUACCUUGACAAUAUUUUAUUUUAUUUUAUUUUUGCCAGAGUUGAACAUUAAUGUGUUCAAGUUUUAAAAGAAACUGAGAAAUUGUGCUCAGUAAGUCUGUGUGCCUGUAUAAAUGGAGCUUAUAUGUGAAAUUGCAUUUCAGUGUAAGAGAAGUGUUAAUACCCUCUUGCAUUCUCUGUUGUAUAGCUUUACAUCCACAUUAAGGAUCACGGCUUAGCUGUAUCUUGUCAUUUUAAGAGUGUUAUAAAUCCAUAGGAGUCUUCAACAUAAAUUUGCAUUUGAUCUGAAGGAAAGAGGUUAAAGCUAGGCCAUACACGUUACAUCGUGUUAACCCUGAAAGAAAUUCAUUUAAUACAAGUUGUAUUCUCCUCAAGAAGACGUUUUGAAGGUGAGAAUUUGAAGCUCUCUGUAAUUUCCAUACUCAGUACAUUUAUUUGUAGAAAAAAAGAAAGUUGAAACUUUGUACAGUAUAAGAAUACAUAGAUUUCAGAAUUUAUUUCUAAGCCAGGCUGUAGACCCUUGGGCUUUGUAGAUAACUUUGGUGACCCACUUUGACAUUCAUAUGUUUGAGCAGGAAUAUACCUUGUGGGAUAGAUACAUAGAUUAUUUGUACAUGUCAGUUUAUUUAUAUCACUAUGUAAUUACUUUUAUUUUGCAAAUAAAGUGUUAUUUUUUCUUACAGA